Molecule: messenger RNA, 1313 nt
Organism: Drosophila arizonae
Lineage: Eukaryota; Metazoa; Arthropoda; Insecta; Diptera; Drosophilidae
Gene: Or10a
Product: Odorant receptor 10a
Biological process (GO): sensory perception of smell; detection of chemical stimulus involved in sensory perception of smell
Cellular component (GO): plasma membrane
Molecular function (GO): olfactory receptor activity; odorant binding
Source: RefSeq, a predicted model, not a curated record
AUGGCUAUCGGCAUUAACUUCCGGUUUCUGUACGGCAAUCAACCGUUAUCCACAUACUUUUAUGGCGUGCCGCGUCUCUGCUUGAACCUGAUGGGCUACUGGCCUGAGCGGUUGCAUUGGCGAGCCUACAUCAACUUCGUGGUGCUGGCCAUAGGCGUGGCCACGGAGCUGCAUGCCGGCUAUCGGUGUGCCAGACGGGGCGAUAUAACGGUCGCCUUGGAGACAUUCUGUCCGGCUGGCACCUCAGCGGUCACCCUGUUUAAAAUGUUCUUUUUGCUGCAGGCUCGCGAGGACCUGCUCUACGUCCUAACCAAACAGCGCCAGAUGCUGUUCCCCAUCGUCGGGCAGACGCCUGUCAAGGAACAGGUGAUGCGUCGUCAUUUCCUGAUGACGUGUCGCUUGAACUUCUGGCCAGUGUCCGCUGGCUUCUCCACCAGCAGCCUAUACAAUCUGAAGCCACUGAUGGUAGUGCUGCUGCUCUACCUAAACGGACGUACCGAUGAAAUCGUCUGGGGCAUGCCCUUCAAUAUGACCAUGCCCGAGUGGCUACUACAUGCACCGUUCUACCCGCUUACCUUCAUAUUCAUUGCCUAUACCGGCUACGUGACCAUCUUCAUGUUCGGCGGCUGUGACGCCUUCUAUUUCGAGUUCUGUGUUAACAUCGCCACACUCUUUGACUUCCUCCAGGCGGAUAUUCACACGCUCUUUCAACCCUACAAAGGUAAGGCAAUGCAGCAUUCUUUUGCCCUCUAUCAGAUCAAGGCUCCUCGUUUAGAUCUGCCAGAGAUAAGCGGCGACAACGGCGCCGUCUUCGAGGCGACCUUGGUAAAGCUGAUCAAGCGGCAGAAUGAGAUCUUUGAGCUGACGCAGUACUUCAGGCAGCGCUAUGCCACCAUCACCUUGGCCCACUUCGUCUCGGCCAGCAUGGUGAUUGGCUUCAGCAUCUUCAAUCUACUGACCAUCGGUGACAAAGGCCUCAACACCUUUCUCUACGUGAGCUACACCGUGGCCGCGCUCAGCCAGCUGCUCAUCUACUGCUACGGCGGCACUCUGGUCACCGAGAGUAGUACUAAACUGGCCAUUGUCAUGGGCAGUGCUCCAUGGCAUCUGUGUUUGCCCAAGCACCGUCGCUACGUUCAUCUUUUCAUAAUGCGCUCACAGCGCGGUCUCACAAUGGCAGUGCCGUUCUUCACGCCCUCUCUCGUCUCCUUUACCACAAUAUUGCAGACAUCUGGUUCCAUUAUUGCCCUGGCCAAGUCCUUUCAGCCGCAGGCAUAAUAGAGUCCAUAUUCAAGUACGACUGCGAAACCAAA